Fopius arisanus is the source of this 1855-nucleotide messenger RNA. Its product is annotated as protein PRRC1-like. Gene Ontology annotation, cellular component: cytoplasm. NCBI's taxonomy places the organism in Eukaryota, Metazoa, Arthropoda, Insecta, Hymenoptera, Braconidae. Gene Ontology annotation, biological process: activation of protein kinase A activity. Gene Ontology annotation, molecular function: protein kinase A regulatory subunit binding. The record is from RefSeq and is a predicted model, not a curated record. Bases 249 to 1325 code for a protein of 358 amino acids. The transcript is spliced from 5 exons.
ACUGAUAAUCAUAAUGGAUUCGGUGAUUAUUGGUGAGCCAUUGGAGUUGUGAUUUUGUGGAUGAAUAUUUCAUUGAGUUGUGAAAUUAAUUGUUGAUUGUUUAUUUCAAUGAUAGAAAUUAUCUCGAGUCACUAGCGCCACGUGUCACGAACAUUGUCAAUCGUCCUGUUGAUCCGACAUUUUAUAAACAAUUGGGUAUUGACGACAUUCGAAGAUCUUCUGAAAAAUUGGUGAAUUGAUCUAGGAAAAUGACGGAUGAGUCUAAUGGAGAGUCGACCUUCGAGUUUGUCGACAAAAAAGAGGACCUCGCACCUGGGGAUAACCAAAAAUCUGCCUCGAACAGUAGUUUAUCGUCGUCAACGUCGCUGUUGCAACCCCUAGGGGCUUCAUCGUCAUCCGGAAAUCUAUUAUCGAAUAUAGCCCCACCCUCGGCCCUCCCCAGCUUCGUGGCGAGCCCACCAAGGGUUGAGGAUCAACCGAACGUUCCCAUCGAGGCGAAUGUCAUCGUCCAGACAAAACAGCCCCAGCAGGGUCAACAGGUUCUCCCCUCGACGUCAUCCAACGAGCUCGAAGGCAGUCCCGUUCAGACAUCUAUCCCCCAGGAGCUGGGUACCGUCGGUGGGGCUCUCUUCUCUUGGGUCAAGGACACCGUCGUCAAUAACUCGGUCCUCAACAAAGUCGCUGAACGAGCCAAAAACAGCGUCAACUCCAUGAUCACCACUCUUGAUCCCCAGAUGCGUGAGUUCAUUUAUUCUGGAGGUGACGUUGAAGUUGUUGUCGCGUGCAAUAAGGAGAUCAAAGUCAGUCCAGUUCGUGAGGCCUUCCAGGGGGUUUUUGGAAAAGCAACAGUCAGUGGAGUACCCUGUGACCUGCCAGCAGUGCCAGAGACCCCAGUGGGUUUUGACGCGGGUGUAGCAGCCGCAGAGAUGAGAAUAAAAUACGCUCGCAAUGUUCACGAGGUGCCCCAGGAGGUGCCAAUCGUCGGUGUCCAGAGCUUCCUGGUGGAGGCUGGACAGGACAAGUGGUACGAAUUAGGAGUUAUUCUCUUGGAGGACCAGAAGAAUAAUGUCAGCCUCCAAACAUUCACCCAGAUGACUCCAGUUCCCAGUCAGAUUGUGACAGCUGCCCAGGAGGCCACCCCUGAGGAUUAUCCUUUGAAAUCUCUGGGACUGGCUGUACACAUUGGGGCCUUAAUGGCCACUAAUUUACAGGUGGGCUAUAACGAGUGGCAUCAUGCACUGACAGGUGUCUCCCGAAGAGACACUAUUCUCCUGGCCGUUCAAUCCCUAGCAGGCCUCUACAAAAAUACGAUAACGAUUGUAUAGUAGUGACGAUUUCUCCAAUAUUCUACACAUAAGACGACCGCCUCUCGUAAUUAGACAACUCUAAUGAAUACGAAAUAACUAUAAUUUAAUCAAUCCCAGUUCUAUCGUACACCCUAAACCGAUUUGCGUAAACGAUUCAGCAACAAUCAGCUAAAAACAACAAUUUGAUUUAUCUUUUACCUCUUCAUUACGUAUUAUGAAUAAUUAUUUUUUAAUUAUAAUUAUAAUCUUCACGUUAAUUAUCUCUAGGAAUGACCAGCAAAUGCUGCAUUAUUUGAUAUUGAAUUACAAAAAGGUUCUGUUAAAUUGUUUCUAGUGCAUUUGAAUAAAAACAAAUAUUUUUAUUAAAGAAUUUUCUUAUUUUUCAUUAAUUCCAUUGAGGAUUGAAAAAGAAGGGACAGAAUAAAUAGGCAUUUAUUAUUCAUCGAUUUCUGUAUUUCCAUGUAUAUUCACUCGGCCUCGAAUACACAGUGCAUUUAUCAUCUUUCAAAUAAUCGUCUCAUUCGUUCAGUCAUUUUGAAAAAGUAGGG